This is a messenger RNA of Drosophila erecta, 529 nucleotides long. RefSeq lists its product as uncharacterized. Bases 36 to 449 code for a protein of 137 amino acids. The record is from RefSeq and is a predicted model, not a curated record. NCBI's taxonomy places the organism in Eukaryota, Metazoa, Arthropoda, Insecta, Diptera, Drosophilidae. Gene Ontology annotation, molecular function: odorant binding. The transcript has a single exon.
UGCCCAUUUACAAACUUAAAGCUGUCGCAUACGCAAUGCAUCACUUAGGGCUGGAGAUCAUCUGCUGGAGCUGCCUGCUCAUUACGAUGGCUGCCAAGACGGAAGCAGCUGCGGUAUGGAAGCUACCCACCGCGGACAAGGUCUACGAGGAGCUGGAAAGGUGUCGCCAAGAGGGCCAAGAAGAGGAUGCAGCCACCCUGCGGUGUUUGGUAAAGAAACUGGGACUGUGGACGGAUGAGAGUGGCUACAAUGGCAGGCGGAUAGCGAAGAUCUUUGCCGGCCACAACCAAAUGGAGGAACUGAUGCUGGUGGUGGACCACUGCAACCGGAAGGAGCGGGACACGCAUCACCUGGAUGACUGGGCCUUCCUGGCCUACAGGUGUGCCACUUCCGGCCAGUUUGGCCAUUGGGUCAAGGACUUCAUGAGUCAAAAGGAAGCUGAACAAUGAAAUACAAGUGUGAUAGAAAAUAAAGCUCAUGAGUAUAAGUUGGCUAGCACAGGCAAGUCAUUGCAACUCCAGCAAAUAGA